Molecule: messenger RNA, 776 nt
Organism: Eucalyptus grandis
Lineage: Eukaryota; Viridiplantae; Streptophyta; Magnoliopsida; Myrtales; Myrtaceae
Product: oxygen-evolving enhancer protein 3-1, chloroplastic-like
Exons: 2
Coding region: 1-582 (193 amino acids)
Biological process (GO): photosynthetic electron transport chain; photosynthesis
Cellular component (GO): extrinsic component of membrane; photosystem II; photosystem II oxygen evolving complex
Molecular function (GO): calcium ion binding
Source: RefSeq, a predicted model, not a curated record
AUGAGACGCUUCUGUGAAUUGUCAUUGCCGGCGACUGGUGGACACGAGGUGAGGAGGGAGGUGGGGGUGAGAGAAAGAGAUCACCGAGGAGAUGUUAAACAUAAAGAUGAGAAGCAAACGAACGAUUCCAACCCAACCCCUCUCCGCUUCCGCUCCAACACCCCCACGGACCACCCGCGCCCAUUCGUCUCCGUCACCAGAAGACUCGCCCUGUCGUCCUCACUCUCUUCCCUGGUCUUCUCCGCCUCACCCACGAUUCUCCGCCCUGGACCUGCAAAGGCCUUCGACUUCGAGUUCGUCAAGCCCGGCCAGACGGUCGAGGACGCUGUGGGCGUGGUCCGGGGCCACGCACGGUCGCUCCUGGCAGUGAAGCCCCUGCUCGAGUUGGGGUCGUGGGAGGAGGCGCAGAGGGAGAUGCGCGAGAGCUCGGCCCUGCUGAAGCAGGACGUUUACACGAUCAUCCAGAGCAGGCCCGGGGGCGAGAGGCCGAGGCUGAGGAAGUUGUACUCGGACCUCUUCAAUGGCGUGUCGAGGAUGGACUACGCCGCAAGGGAUCGGGACGGUCCUCUUGUGUGGCGGUGAUAUGAGAAGAUCAGCGCUGCUCUUGAGGAGAUUUUGAGUUUAAUAUGAAGUCGGUUGAUUUAUAGCAAAUUAUCAUCACGAGCUAGUAAAGCCCGCCAUAUGAAAUCUCUCAAUGGAUGUUUCUUUGCUUUUACAUGUAAUGUGGCUGAGGAAGCUGUCCUCGGACCUUUUCAAUGGACUUUGGAUUAUACCUU